AUGGCUACUGCAAGCGGCGACACCUGGACGCGCAACCCGCUCGCAGACGAGAAUCCAGACCYGACGCGCAAGCGACAGAGAAUCAGCGAAGAUACCGAGACGCAGACGUCACCCCUGUCAGGCAGCGGGAGCCCCGUCGUCGCAUCGCUGCCGCCAGAGGAGAGCGGCACCGGCUUCCACAACGCGAUUGAGCUGCAUGAUGAUGAUGCCGACAUGACUUCAGAUUCAUACACCAAAGGAUUCAAGCUGCAAUCAGCAGUCUCUCUAACACCGGCUGAGCAACUGCAACAUGUUUUGAGUCAGCUGCUGAACUCGCAUCACAUCGCUCCCGAUCACUUCGUGGAGCUCUCUCUCUGGCUGCGCCAACACCUGGAGACCACCAAAGGCGAGUCUCUCGCGAAAAGGCAGCACGAGUACACCCGCGAAGCCGAGUUUUUUGGCAAACUCGCGGAGCUCUCAGUCAGCAUCCUCAACCAUGGAGGUCAAGUAUUCCGUGACAUUCCAGAUGACAAGUUCGAUCGGCUCGGAUCAAGCGUCAUAUUUUUCGUCAACGACAUGGCGACGUUGGGGAUUCGAAUUGUCCCUAUUCUGCCUCUAACUAUCGACCAUGUCAUCGGGCGAAGAGAUUCCGGGCAGGCUAAAUCGAGCAGGACAGUACAACUCCUACAGUAUACACAAGUUCUGGCGCAGAUUCUGGCGUUACACGRCGUCAAAUUGGUCCAUUUCAAAGACACAUUUCACCUCAAGCCCGAGGGCACGGCACUUUCUCACAGACAGAAGCUCUUGCAGAACCCUUUGGGAAUGCCGGCUUUGACAAGCACUCUCCAGAAGCUAGGAGACCGCCACUCUGAAAUCGACGGUUCAUGGGAUGCCAUUAAUGCAAUCCUGCAAGUGAUGAAUACGCUGUGCUCAGUUGAGGGCAUGGACGCUAUCGACGACAUUGGUCGAGCAAUGGCGACAAUUCAUCAUUGUCUGCUACCUGCCGUAUGCGUGAUGAGUCCCCGAGCCAUACCCAUCGAUGUCCACGAGGUCUUGAUCAAGACGGCCUGCAGACUCCUUUCAUUUCUUCUACAACACGCAAGCCCUGACGAGUCCGCUGCGCUUUACAAACUGUACAUCGAAAGCGAUAGCGAUGCGCUACUGACAGGCAUUGCCGAGCGCUCGGUCACGAAGAGCUUGAACGCUCUGAGCAAUGGUAAAUCUGACAAUUUGAUUGGCCUAUUGAGAACAGCGUGGAAUUUGCAAGCGCUCAAGAUAUAUAUCUUCAGUGGCAUCAUGGAUGUACGCAGCUCUGGGAUUCUUCAACUGAGCACGCUGCUGUUGCAACUGUACAACACCCAUCAGACCUCCGAAGAGGGCUUCGAGCACCCGAUUCUGCAGUACGUCGGGCGUUUCAUGCGUACUAACGAGUUGACCAAAUACAUCUUCGGCCCGGAUUCCCAUGCGAGCUUGAUAAGUCACAGCCAAAACAUCAUCGGCUUCCUCGCAGCGACUUUCCUGUACACUGAUAACGAGUCGGAUCUCAUCUGGGCUGCAUGCACAACCAGUGUCGAAGCUGAGUUUGUGAAAGCGUCCUUCGGCGUAUUGACUGAACUGUGUCGGUACUUGGAUCUCGACCAUCUGCUCUAUCUGGUCAAGAAGUAUGCAAUCACGCCACCGGACAGGCUGGGGAAGGAUGCAGUUGAAACCCUUACCGAUCUCUUUCAGAAGGUGAAGCUGAAGAGCGCGAGUGCCACGGAUCAAGACCGCCGCUUGACAACAGCCUUCAUCAGCAUAGAGAUUCUUUUCAAGGCCAGAACGGCGGAGAGUACUUCUGCACUGGCACAGCUUUGUGAGACUGCACGGACUGAACUAGUUCGGUUUACCACCUCCCAAUACAGCGCAGAUGAUAGGGUCCAGAUAUACGAGCGCUGUGUUCCAAACUUGCUCGAGCCGAAUGAACGCGCAACCACCAGCAUUGAGAUUAUUCUGCUAUUCCUCGACAGUUCUACGGUUUGCCACAAGGAGCCACAAGAUUUACUCGGCAUGCUUUCAGUAGGCGCGCUCGUUGACGAAUUGAGUCACUAUGUUGACACCUGCCGCGACGACGGAGUAGGGGCGGAGGAGGCACAGAUUUCAGGCAUUCGAACCCGCAUGAACGCCAUCGUGCGGCUGCAGGCUUUGUCCGGGUCGCCAAGGAGCGAUUCGACCUGGGCAACGUUCUUCGAGUAUACCACUGGCCGGCUCGCAAGCAAUAACGCCACCAGAGACUGCGCUUGGACGAUGCUUUCGAUCAUGGAGACGUAUGCCGAUAGUGUGGGAGAUGUUGCGAGAGACCUGCUUCAGUACUCUCUCGAGGCAGCUAUCGAUCUGCCGCUGGAGUUUCUGACGCCAACACUUCUUAGUACAUUCGGAAGCACGUUGCGUCGACGUUCCGAAGGCGAGGAGUUCCAACGCGACUACUGCCUGGUGUUACAAACUCCCGCCUGGCAAAAGCUUGUUGAAACCGCAGAGAGCACUUGUCUUGCAGAAGCAAGCGACCAAGCUCGCAAAAUAGUUUGCGACGUCCUCUUCGAGUAUCCUCUUGCAUAUGCCGACAAGUCCAGAGUUGCAACCUGUCACGGCAACUUCGCGAGGGGUCAAAUCAGUCGCAUCUGCAACGACUUCCGGAGCUUCACUGGUUCACAAAGUCGAAUCGAAAGCCAGGAUAUCAUUCAAAAGAUAGAUCUAUUGGCCGAGGUCUUCCGCAGAAGUCAAUUAAGCGGAACUGCGUUCGAGGCGGAGGUGUUGUCACAAGUGGUCCUUGCGACAGAGCCAGCGACUGAUGUGUUCCACUGCAAGAUGCUGGUCUAUGGUGGCGGACGGAUCCAGCCCAAACUUCAUCGUCUACAAGUGAAGGCCACGACAAGACUGUCGGAGCUUGCGAGUGAGCUGCCAAAGAUCAGUGGUGCAGAUACAAAUCGUGUCAUCAUCGGAGGCCAGGCCUUGGACUUGGAAGCCCAGGGGGACCGGCAAAUGUCCCAGCUAGGUGUCGGGCCUCAAGCAAAAGCAUCAGGUGUGAUAGCAAUCUGCCCGAAGCAUACAUUCCAAAGUGAUAUUGGAAAAUUGUUGACACCUGCAGGCGAAGUCGAGAUGGAGCUCCUGGCGCAGUAUGACGAUCUGGAGAAGCUGCUCGAUGGACCAGAGGAAAUCGCGCAGAAGAUGUUCUCGUUCAUAACUGGCAUUCGCCCACCUGCACGCCAACGCGAUCGAGUUGUGACUGGCGAACUGACCCUCCAAGAACUAUUUCCCCCGGCCAGGACGUGGAGAGGUGCCUACACAAUUCACGUCCUCCAGACACACCUGGAAGACUACAUUAGCCUCGGUGUACUGGACCAGAGCUUUAGGCUCCACGGUAUUGACCUCCUGGUUGGCAUCAUCAUUGAUGAAACACGCUCAAUUGAGCAGAACAUGUUCGGACGCGCCAUCUCCUGCUUGUUGUCAUUCUUGCGAGAGCAACCACCGUUACUCACAGUGGACGUCAUCAUUAAGCGCCCCGAGGAGUUCGUUUCGCGCAUGGUGGAUACAUGCUACUUUUUCUUGUCCUACCACUCCGAGCUUUCGGACACCCGGCGAUCCAUCCUAGGGUCAAGCUUCAGAGCCCUGACGGAGGCUUGCCGGCAUCAAGCCUCACUGUGGCAAGCUUUCGCCGACAACACACGUGUCGUUGAACUACAUCAACAAGUUUUCAUGCAUUCCGACGAACCACUAGUCAUUGAUAUCUGUAACACGAUCAAGAACUUCUGUAACGAUCCUGGCUCGUUGGAAGGUGUGGCAGAUUUCUACACGAAUACGGGUCUGGCCAUACUCCCGAGUGUAUUGAAAUCGAAGGCUCCGUGCCAACAAUUCUUUGGCCUCAUCAACACAAUCCUCCUCGGCAACCGCAUACUCCGGAAAGACGAAUCCAGAUGCCGCGCGCUCUGCCAGACCCUGGUGUCACAUCUACAUGCUUACAAACACUCCGAAUGUGUGGAAACGCCUCUUAUCGAUCUGACAAUGGUAGGCCUACUUAGUCUCUUGAAAGGAGCCAUUGCGAUGCUUCGAGACUUCGGGAAGCCACUGGAUGUGGGCGACCUUGCGUUACAUCUAUUCGACACAAUUCUUUUUCCCCCACUGAAAGCCAUCAGCCCUCGGCCACUUGUUGAUCGCAGGUCACGCUCGAUUGCGUACUGGCUCGUCAAGGCAACAUGCGAAAGUCCCGCAGUCUAUUCAAGCCUGCUUGCUGCCGCUUCGCUGCCAAUGCACGACACGAAAAAUUCUCCCGCAGCAACAUUCCAUGGAGCAUCAAUGUGGCAGCGCCCAGCGUGGCAAUGCAGCGGACUCUCGAAUUUGGGUAUGACGUGCUAUAUGAAUUCGUUGUUGCAGCAGCUGUUUGCCAACGUCCACUUUCGCAAAUUCAUUUUCGACACACCAAUCACAGACCGAACUAAGCAGCAACUCCUCUACCAGGUCCAGUAUUUGUUCGCGCGCAUGCAAAAUGACUACACCCCUGUCAUCGAUACGAGCGAGCUGGCCAAGGUCCUCGGUAUUCAGACUGACAGCCAAGAGGACGUCCACGGCUUCUACGAGGACUUUCUAAGCCGACUGGACACGAGCAUGCCAGACGAAUCGUCCAGACGAGCCCUAGGCCGAUUUUUCUCCGGAACCUUGAUCUCACAAAUCAAAGGAGAGUGUGGCCAUGUUUCGCCCAAGACGGAGCCAUUUGUGGAUCUUCAGAUGAUUGUGAAGAACAAAGCCAACCUCCUGGACAGCUUGCAAGAGUUUGUACAAGGGGAGCCGAUGGAAGGCACAAACAGGUACAAGUGCCUCGUGUGCGAUCCCAGCAAUGGCGAGGGCCGUCUUGUCAAUGCCAUGAGAAGAUCUUGCCCCGACAGCAUGCCGGACAACCUCACCUUCUGCCUGAAGCGGUUCUCGUUUGAAUCAAUGUAUGGGUUCGAGUCCAAGGUCAAUGAUCGCUUCGAGUUUCCGCAAACGAUUGACAUGUCUCGUUGGCACCGCGCUCACCUAGACGAUCCGAAUACCACCUUUGWUGAGGACAUAUUCGAGCUCGUGGGAGUCAUUGUUCAUCAAGGCUCGCUCCAAUUGGGCCAUUACUGGUCUUACACACUUCUUCGUAACACUGGAAUUUCGAACUCUCGUACGUGGGUGAAGCUCGAGGAUCGAAUGGUAUCGACUUGCCAAGGAGGCAUUGAAGAAGUUCAGCGUGAAUGCUUCGGCGGUCUGCGCAAUAAUGGUCAGGAGCGGGCGGACAACGCAUAUGUCCUAUUCUAUCAACGCAAGGCCUGUCUUGAGGAGCCAGUCUCGCUGCCAGGACCUGUACUGGACCCCCAAUGUUCGUCUCUCCUGCCGCCCAAAGUCGACAUACCAGCUGAGCUACAGGGCAUCAUCCAGACCAACAACGCCUGGCGAAGACGGAUCGCGCAUAUCUUCGAUGACGAUUUUCACGACUACGUGAUGUGGUUGCUUGCAAAGUACGACCACUUUUCACACCCGUCUUCCCCUCGCUCAAUCUGCGACUCCCCGCAGAGUAGGGGUCAGCAGCGUCAAUCCAGCGCAGACGACUUCACGAAACGAUUGGGUGAAGUGGCGACAACUUACUUGCAGCGUGUAGCAACCUGUGACUCCGCGGCUGCCUUCAGACUGGAACGAUGCAUUGCCGCCCUCCGGCCCCUCAUGGAUGCUCAGCCGCAUUUUGCAUCUUGCAUCCUUGGUCAGAUAGCUCAUGACAAUCCCUGGUUCUGUGGAAUCGUCGUUCACACUAAUUUCGAAAUUCGUGAGAGAAUCUUGAAUCUGACGUUACUCUGCCUAAAGUAUGUACGCCAGCAUGAGGAGACGCUCUACAAGGACAUUUUCAUUCGGAUCAAGAAUGCGCAUGCCAGGGUCAAGGACAAUACGGCUCCAUUGCGCUUUGACUGGUAUCACUACCUCUCUUUUGCGGUGACACUGGCCGCGCCAGGGUCGUGGGAGACGCUUGCUGUUCUCGAUGGUGGAUAUCUAUCGUGGGCAUGGGAUAUUCUGUACACCCUGGUCACCCCAGAGAAGCAGCGAAAAUUCCCAGACCUGCUCGCAGCCAUGCAAAACGAUCCGCUCCGGGUGACUGAACUGUUUGAGUUUACUCGCUCCAUAUUAAAGAGCGCCAAUGCCAUCAUUCCCGAUGAUGACCAACACAGGAUCCCUGGCCAGGGCCAUCAGAAAACUCCUGACGGUGUCUUACUGGAGCCGAUGGAAGUUCGGUUACUUACUCAGGGGGAAGGCGAACCGAUGUGGAUGUCUUGCGCAAAGUUUGCGGAUUUUACUUGUGGCUGGAGGGACUUUGCACCAGGAAAGCUCAUGGCCGAGCUGAUGGCUCCACGCCAACCUCAAGUGCUCAGAACAGUCAUCACGGGUUUCAUUGAGAGACAUGUACGACAGGAAGACACAGUACUGGAUUCGGUCAUGCAUCUGCUCUUACAUUUCUGCGCCAAUUCCGCGGACGGAGAUGCUACUCAGGCCUUUUACGCCCUGUCCACGGCGAUUCACCAAUGGAACAGAGCCGAGCUUGGUUUCUUGCAUGUCGUUCGAGAGGCGCACAAGCUUGUACCUCUGUCGGUUGUUUCCAACACUGAGCACUGGGCUGCGAAUUACCUGACUUCCAAAGUGGGAGCCGUGCGCCUAGGCACCGAGAAGUGGUUGCGAGAGGCCAUCUUUGAACCGGAUCCGAUUUCUGACUAUCCAGACCUUGACGCCAGUCGAGURAGGCAGGUUCGCAAACUCGUGAAAUUCUGUUGUCAGCUCGUAAGGACUGCAUACGGGUCAGAGCAACCAAGGUUGAAAUACGCGAGCGUGAUGACUACUUUGCUAGGUGCAGAAGAAUACCUAAAGAAGGUCCAGGUAGCCGGAAAGGUACGAAUGCAGAGCUCUGAUGAAGCAACUCGCGCGUCCGUUAGCAGGCCACUUUCAUUUGAGCUUGCGGAGCUACAUUCGGAACUCGGGGAGCUGAAGGCAAUCCGGAAGAUUGAGCAAGAGUGGGAGGUGGGGGAGCCUCUGCCAGUCUCGCGCCGAUCUGUUGAGCUCGACUCUGAGGAGGAGACUACUGAGAGCGAAGUCUAUGAAGACUACGAAGACUGCAGUGUCUCCCCGAGGUGA
This is a messenger RNA of Ramularia collo-cygni, 7143 nucleotides long. RefSeq lists its product as uncharacterized. Gene Ontology annotation, molecular function: cysteine-type deubiquitinase activity; cysteine-type endopeptidase activity. Gene Ontology annotation, biological process: protein deubiquitination. Gene Ontology annotation, cellular component: cytosol; nucleus. Lineage: Eukaryota; Fungi; Ascomycota; Dothideomycetes; Mycosphaerellales; Mycosphaerellaceae. Bases 1 to 7143 code for a protein of 2380 amino acids. The record is from RefSeq and is a predicted model, not a curated record. The transcript has 4 exons.